AUGUGCAAGGCAGACCUAAUAAUAUGGGAUGAAGCAGCGAGGGUACAUAAACAUGCCUUCGAAGCACUUGAUAGAACAUUCAAGGAUCUGAUGAGCAAUCCAAUCAAGAUAUUCAGAGGAAAAACUAUAGUCCUGGGUGGAGAUUUUAGGCAGAUCUUACCAACUACUCACGAAGGAACCAGGAAAAUGACGGUUGACGCCUCGAUAAAUAGAUCGAAGUUGUGGAGAUAUUUCAAAAUCUUCAGCCUUCAUGAGAAUAUGCGCAUAAUUUCGCGAGCUUCAUCUACAACAACAGAAGAUAAAGAAAUAUUUGUUGAAUGGGUACUUGAUCUUGGAAAUGGAAAUCCUCCGGAAAUUGCACUUACCCAUCUGAAAGACCCAACCUGGAUCAAAAUACCAGAUGAUUACCUCAUUGUACCAGAUGAGAACUGUGUGAAACAAAUUUCGUCCAUCAUAUAUUCAGGCAUGCUAGACAGAUAUGGAGAUGCAGAAUACUUAAGUGAAAGAUGUAUAUUGGCACCAAACAACGAGACUGUCGAUGAAAUUAAUCACUACAUUGUUUCAACUUACCCGGGAGAAACACAUCAUUUGUUUAGAUCAGAUAGCAUUACCUCGAUGACAGGAUCCAUUCAACGAGAAGCUGUUGCGUACUCUACCAAAUUUCUGAAUUCCCUGCAAUUUCCAGGAUUCCCGGACCACCACUUGCAACUUAAAAUUGGGGUUCCUGUAAUGCUACUACAGACAAUAAAUGAGAGCAUGGGUCUCUGCAACGGAACACGAUUAGUUGUAAAACAAAUUGGUAAAAGGUUUAUUGAAGGACAGAUCAUAACAGGGAACCGCGUCGGCUUUCAUGUAUCCAUUCCAAGGAUGAUAUUCUCUCCUACAGGCGCGAACUUACCGUUUGUAUUCAGAAGAAGGCAGUUCCCUGUAAAAGUAUGUUUUGCUAUGACAAUCAACAAGAUCCAAGGUAAAACACUACAGCAAGUGGGCAUCUAUUUGACAACGCCACUUUUUACUCAUGGACAGUUAUAUAUGGCAAUGUCUAGAACGACAUCAAAAGAAGGUUCGAAGAUUCUGAUAAAACCAAUUGAUAAACAACCACUAGGUUUUACACAGAAUAUUGUUUACAGAGAGGUCUUCAAUAAUUUGCACCCAGGUGCCAUACAGGUUGUAGACACUCCAACAAGAAUGCAAAUUUCAGAAACUACAAAAUCUAACGCAGUUGUGCUUGAAGUUGUAGAAACUGGAACCAGAAUUGUGACCCAUCUAAAGUAG
This is a messenger RNA of Papaver somniferum (opium poppy), 1275 nucleotides long. RefSeq lists its product as uncharacterized. Gene Ontology annotation, molecular function: DNA helicase activity. Bases 1 to 1275 code for a protein of 424 amino acids. The transcript is spliced from 2 exons. Gene Ontology annotation, biological process: telomere maintenance; DNA repair. The record is from RefSeq and is a predicted model, not a curated record. NCBI's taxonomy places the organism in Eukaryota, Viridiplantae, Streptophyta, Magnoliopsida, Ranunculales, Papaveraceae.